Messenger RNA from Mus pahari (shrew mouse), 1932 nucleotides. RefSeq names its product keratin 20 (gene Krt20). Lineage: Eukaryota; Metazoa; Chordata; Mammalia; Rodentia; Muridae. The transcript has 8 exons. The record is from RefSeq and is a predicted model, not a curated record. Bases 51 to 1340 code for a protein of 429 amino acids. Gene Ontology annotation, molecular function: structural molecule activity.
CAGGCUGUGCUCCGAGUCCAGGCUACAGGUGUUGCCUCCCUGCAUCCCAGAUGGAUUUCAGUGGUCGAAGUUUUCACAGAAGUCUGAGUUCCUCCUCACAAGAUCCAGCACUCAGCAUGAGUGGCUCGCUGUAUAGGAAGGGGACCGUGCAGCGUCUAGGGGCUGCACCCAGUGUCUAUGGUGGGGCUGGAGGCCACGGCACUCGCAUCUCCAAAGCCGUAGUGAGCUAUGGGGGCGAUCUCUCCAACGGAGUGGACCUGUUUGGGGGCAAUGGGAAACUGGCAAUGCAGAACCUCAACGAUAGAUUGGCAAACUACCUAGAAAAAGUGCGCUCCCUGGAGCAAUCCAAUUCCAGACUUGAAGUCCAGAUCAAGCAGUGGUAUGAUACCAACGCGCCGAGCACCAUCCGGGACUAUAGCUCCUACUACACACAGAUCAUGGAGCUGCAAAAACAGGUUAAGGAUGCUCAAGUACAAAAUGCCCAGUGUGUCCUGCGAAUUGACAAUGCUAAGCUGGCUGCAGAGGACUUCAGAUUGAAGUUUGAGACUGAGAGGGGAAUGCGUGUAACUGUGGAAGCUGAUCUCCAAAGCCUGAGCAAAGUCUAUGAUAAUCUGACCCUUCAAAGGACAGACUUGGAAAUUCAGAUUGAAGAACUGAACAAGGACCUGGCCCUCCUCAAGAAGGAACAUCAAGAGGAAGUUGAGGUCCUUCGCCGACAGCUGGGCAACAAUGUCAACGUGGAGGUGGAUGCUGCCCCAGGCCUGAACCUGGGAGAGAUCAUGAAUGAGAUGAGACAGAAAUAUGAAGUCCUGGCCCAGAAGAACCUGCAAGAGGCCAAAGAACAGUUUGAGAGACAGAGUCAAGCUCUGCAGCAAGAAGUCACAGUGAACAUGGAGGAGCUGAAAGGAUUCGAGGUUCAAGUCACGGAGCUGAGACGCACCUACCAGACCCUGGAGAUAGAGCUGCAGUCCCACCUCAGCAUGAAAGAAUCUCUGGAGCGUAGCCUGGAGGACGUCAAGGCUCGUUAUGCCAGUCAGUUGGCAGUCAUCCAGGAGAUGCUGAGCUCCCUGGAGGCCCAACUGAUGCAGAUCAGGAGUGACACUGAACGCCAGAACCAAGAACACAACGUCCUUCUUGACAUCAAGACCCGGCUUGAGCAGGAGAUCGCCACCUACCGCCGCCUUCUGGAAGGAGAGGAUAUAAAAACUACAGAGUACCAGCUGAGCACUUUGGAAACGAAGGAUAUCAAGAAAACCAGGAAGAUUAAGACAGUCGUGGAGGAAGUGGUAGAUGGCAAGGUCGUGUCCUCUGAAGUCAAGGAGAUAGAAGAAAGUGUCUAACCAGCUGUCAACAGGGGAGGCUGCUCCAGCUGUGGCUGUCCGGAAACAACAUCAACACUGUGUAGUGGCUUUAAAGUGUGUGUGGGGGGGGGGGAGUCUACUUAUCAGGCUGUGUAAUUAAAUAUAAAUGUUUCACUCCUGGGAGCUGUAAAGGGCAAGAUUAAAGUUAGCACUGUCAUCCUCGUUGUAAGACACAUCCAUCACAGGCCAGUUCAGGUAGAGUAAAGCUCUGGAGGAGCUCAAGCAAAUAGCAAAUAAACCUCUCUCUUUUGGGGUCUUGUUUUUCUUGUUUCUGAAUUGCUAAAAGCCCCCUUUCGGGAACAUGGGUUCUCCAGGGAGGCAACUUCCCAGUUCAUCUUAUUGUCUCCUUUAAGCUGCCUUUGCCUUUCCUGAUAUCUCCGCUGCCUCUCAAAACUCAACUUAGUCUUUGAAUAAUUUAAAACAAACUCCAAUCACAAAUGCUGAGGAGAAUAAGAACAAAAGGUGAUUGACAUGGGGCUCAGUUAAGAACAAAACUAGCCUGGAGGUGGAAUGUGUCUUCUUCUCAUAAUAAACUGCUUAAAAGUCGCUUUAUUUGGUGAAUCUGGAGUAU